This is a messenger RNA of Plenodomus lingam JN3, 1326 nucleotides long. The record is from RefSeq and is a predicted model, not a curated record. Lineage: Eukaryota; Fungi; Ascomycota; Dothideomycetes; Pleosporales; Leptosphaeriaceae.
AUGGUCAUAUCUAGCGUCCGAAGUGCUACACCCACUCCUGGGCUUAUCCCCACCAGAGACGGCACCUGCGGUACAGGCACAAACUACAACUGUAUCGGCUAUGUCGACGGAGACUGUUGUUCACAGUAUGGCUACUGUGGUCUGACCGCUGGCCACUGUGGCGCUGGCUGUCAAAUAGGUUAUGGAAGAUGUGAUGGCCUGAGUUCAUCCGUCAGGUCCACCGUUGCCGGCAUUUCUAUCGUUGCCGGCAUUUCCACCAUCGCUGGCAUUCCAAGCAUUUCCAGCACCCGAAUUGCUACGCCAUCUGUCGUCCCCGGUCUGAUUCCCACUAGGGACGGCAGCUGCGGUACAGGCACAAACUACAACUGCAUUGGUUACGUUGAUGGAGACUGUUGUUCGCAGUAUGGCUACUGUGGUCUGACCGCUGGCCACUGUGGCGCUGGCUGUCAAACAGGAUAUGGACGAUGUGAUGGCCUGAGUUCAUCCACCGUUGCCGGCAUCUCCACCAUUGCCGGCAUUUCCACCGUUGCCGGCAUUUCCAGCACCCGAAGUGCGACGCCAUCUACUGUCUCAGGUCUCGUUACUUCUAGAGACGGAACCUGCGGUACUGGCACUAACUACAAUUGUAUCGGCUAUGUCGACGGAGAAUGCUGUUCGCAGUACGGAUACUGUGGUCUUACUGCCGGCCACUGUGGCGCUGGCUGUCAAGCGGGCUACGGUAGGUGUAACCUACUGUCGCUGAGCUCAUCUGUCGGAUCUAGUGUCGUCAGCAUCUCUCGCACUCAAAGUGCUACGCCAUCCGCCCUUCCUGGCCUCAUUCGCUCACCAGAUGGGACCUGCGGACCAAACACAAAUUACAACUGUAUCGGCUAUGUCGAUGGAGAAUGUUGUUCUCAAAACGGAUACUGUGGCCUCACUCCCGCCCACUGUGGCACCGGCUGUCAAUCGGGCUACGGUAGGUGUAAUCUACAGUUGGUGAGCUCAUUUGUCGCAUCUACCGUCGCCAGCAUCUCGCGCAUUCAAAGUACAACGCCAUCCACUCUUCCUGGCCUUAUCCUAUCCACCGAUGGAUCCUGUGGAGCUGGCACCAACUACAACUGUAUCGGCUAUGUCGAUGGAGAAUGUUGUUCGCAGUAUGGAUACUGCGGUCUUACUGCAGGCCACUGUGGCGCUGGUUGUCAAGCAGGCUACGGAAAGUGUGACAUACAAUCAGCGGGAUUGAGUUCAUCAACCCGAGCUGCGACUUCGGCUUUGCCUCCAUCAUCGGUGCGUCCCAAUUUUCCUACUCUGUGUUCAAAAGCUGUGGUCUGCAAACAAAAAUCAUAA